Periconia digitata is the source of this 1422-nucleotide messenger RNA. NCBI's taxonomy places the organism in Eukaryota, Fungi, Ascomycota, Dothideomycetes, Pleosporales, Periconiaceae. The record is from the annotation of a GenBank genome assembly.
UCUUUUGACAAGAUGCAUUCUUCACUUCAAUUUUUGUCCCUUGCGCUUGUCGCCUUUCCCGGGUCAACAUUUGCGCAAACAUCUCCGUCGGCUGAUAAGGAGGAGAUACUUGCUUUUUCCACUAGAAUGGCCGACAUACUUGUACAGUUUUACACCACAUCUGCUUCGAAAAAUCAGGAACCAGGUAUUUUCCCAUUGGCUGCACAGACCUUUGGAAGAACUGGAGAUAUAUGGAACUCUUUGCUUGAAUAUGGUCACUUGACUGGUGACACCAAGCAUAAUGAUCUUGUCGUAUCGUCCCUGAUAGGUCCACUGGACGAGAAAGUGGCGCCCUUCCUGCCAAAAGAUGGUGACGGUGAAAUCGCGAACUGGGAUCAGAGUUCCUGGGGUCUCGCUGCUAUGACGGCCGCUGAGAUUGAUUUGAAGAUGCCAGAGACCUCCUCAGAUGGUCGUAAGAUCAGCAAGUGGAUCGAUCUCGCCCAACUUGUUUUCGAUGACCAAGCCAGUCGCUGGACCCAGAUCUGCAAAGGCGGCUUGAAUCUUGUCAUGAACCCUGAACUUCCGGAAUUCGACGUAAAAGAGAGUGGCGGGAACGGAAACUUCUUCUUACUCUCUGCACGACUUGCUCGCUUCACAGGCAACAAGACACAUCAGGAUUGGGCUGAAAAAUCGUUCAAGUGGGCCCAAGGCACUAAGUUGGUUGAUGAAUUUUUCCGUGUGUUUUCCGAAGCCGAUGCCACACAAGAAUGCCUCGCGAUUAACAAGGAGGAAUGGAUUAACCGUCACGCCACUUACACCGAAGGGGCUGCAGUCAUGUAUAACAUCACAAACAAGGCGAAGGAAUGGGAGACCGCAGUUGCCGGCUUUGCCAAAUCUACAGCUACUUUCCGUACCCAGCAGGGCUUGCGUGAAGCUUUCUGCGAAAAUGACGCAGAAUGCCUGAGCCCAGUUGAUGAUACAUACACGUAUGGAAAUGCCAUGCGCUCUUACGGUCGCGCGCUUGCAGCCGUGGAUAAUGCCGCCGACGAUCUAUCUCAAGUGUUGCGCGAAUCACUUUCUACAAAUAUGGGCCCUGUCCCAACCAACUCUACACUGCCCAGCAAAGGAACGAUAGAAGAAACUUUCAACCAUCUCACAUCAUUCCAAAGCCAGCUAUGGUCGAGCGCAAAACCUUUGGUUUCGAGCGCAACAUCUUCGGAAACCAGUGACAAAAAGUCAUCCGAUGGCAAGCCAUCCAACGACAAACCAUCCAAUGACAAACCAUCCGAUUCCAACACGAAAGAUUCGGAGAAUGGUGGAGAGCCUUCAUCUGGCCAAGCUGCUGCGGCCGAAAAUACAUCAAAUGCAAUGAGCCAAUCUGCCACUUCCUGGAAGUUCAUGCUAGGGGCUGUGGGCCUCUCCUUGUAUAUGCUGCACAACUAA